Messenger RNA from Aspergillus piperis CBS 112811, 1037 nucleotides. RefSeq names its product tetratricopeptide repeat protein 1. Gene Ontology annotation, molecular function: protein binding. The record is from RefSeq and is a predicted model, not a curated record. Lineage: Eukaryota; Fungi; Ascomycota; Eurotiomycetes; Eurotiales; Aspergillaceae. Bases 75 to 905 code for a protein of 276 amino acids. The transcript is spliced from 3 exons.
UGGAACCACCAGAGCAGAGCAAACCACCAGUGGAAUACACGGACUUGGUGAGCCUACAAACAAUCAGGACAGAUAUGACAAACGAUCCGAAGCAAAAAGCCAACAAUGCGGCUAACAGUGACGGCGAAGAAGAAGAGGACGUGUUUCACGAUGCGCGCUUCCCAGCUGAAGAAGAAACGCGACUCUUAGAAGAAUCCCAUACCAUCAAAGCCGAAGCCAAUAAACUAUUUACCGCAGCGUGUUAUGACCAAGCUAUCUCGUGCUACGACCGCGCCCUCGCCUCAUGCCCCAACUACCUCGACUACGAAGUCGCCGUUCUGCGAAGCAACAUGGCCGCAUGUUAUCUGAAACUUGAAGACUGGAAAGCGUCUGUCGACUCAGCGACAGCAUGCAUCGAUCGCUUGGAUAAGGUGGUUCCUCCUGCGACAGGGGCAGCAGAUGCGGACGGUGUCAAGGGAAAGCAGCCGCAAGAAUCGAGUGGCGAAGACGCCGUCGUCGAGAUAACGGGUGACGAUGAUGAGGCCGAGGAAGAGCUGAAGCGGUUACAAAAGCAGGAUGAGAGGAAACGGGAUGUGCUGCGUAUUCGCGCAAAGGCGCUCAUGCGACGGGCGCGGGCGAAAAUGCAGCUCGGUGGCUGGGGGAACCUGCAAGGGGCGGAAGAGGAUUAUAAGGAGUUGGCUGCCAUGGAUAAUUUACCACCAGACGAUAAGCGUAUUGUGCAGAAGGCUCUUCGGGAGUUGCCUGCGAAGAUUGGUCAAGCGAGGGAGAAGGAGAUGGGGGAGAUGAUGGGGAAACUCAAGGAUCUGGGUAAUGGAUUCCUGAAGCCGUUCGGGCUGUCCACAGAUAACUUCAACUUUGUGCAGGAUCCGAAGACGGGUGGAUAUAGCAUGAACUUCCAGUCUUGAACUUCCAGUUGGUUGAUAUGCUGAUAGAUUGGCUUGUUAUGGUGCAUCGCGGAGUCUGGAUUUUUGAUAGUUGAGCGUCAUAUAAAUUAGUCGUAAUCUCACGCCAGACAUGGAAUUUCUUGGUAGACGAUA